Gryllus bimaculatus (two-spotted cricket) is the source of this 893-nucleotide messenger RNA. NCBI's taxonomy places the organism in Eukaryota, Metazoa, Arthropoda, Insecta, Orthoptera, Gryllidae. The record is from the annotation of a GenBank genome assembly.
GUAACUGGUCAUGGUAUCAAGUUGUCAAAACGGCUUCAGUUUUCACACCGCCUGACAUUCCUGUGCCUUCGGGCCUGCGAACAGUUAUUCCUUUGUUUAUUCGGCGCUUGACAGCUUUCGUGCGCCUUAGUUUCCUGCCAAUAAUGGUUGUGGGCGGAGUUAUUGUGUAAUCCUGUAUGUUUCAGUGACAUCAAAGCUACUCCCGAGUACCACCACAGCAUCAGACACCUAGAAAGAGGUGGUAAAUUCUAUAAGGAUAUUUGCAGCAGCGUAUGAUGUCAUCUCACGAAUCCGGCUCGGAUGGCUUCGGCGAGCGUGAGGCUGCACAGGUGUUUUUCAGUGUAGCCGAAAUUAUAGCACGCUGCAUGGCGAACAAGACCCGCACGAGAAGAUUCCUACGCCGCGGUUUGUACGUGGCCCGCCGCCAAUUGUACACCUUGGCCACAGUGGAGGAAUUCAUCAGAGGGAAGGAGAAUAGACGCUGGUAUCCCUUUAUCAGGAGGCAACUCGACGAGUCGCUGGACUCGCUCGAGAACGUGGUGGAUUUUAUGAACAUGAUUGGGGACGAAAUAAACCGAGAAUCAGCUUGAUGGCCGAAUAAUUUGCCCAAAUUUGAAAAUAUAUUAUCAAGUGUAAUGUUUAUUCGUACGCUGCCAAGUACUUUAUUAUCCAAAUAAUUAAAUUUCAUGUGUGAACUGUUUGAUCUCAACCACAUCCAUUUACGGAACGUGUCAUGUUUAAGGAACAAUGUCUCAUUAUUCAUUCAUGCUGUAGCAAAUUUAAUUGUUGUGACGAGGACAUUCACAUAACUCUAAUGGUGUAAAGUACGGCAUUAGAUCAUUGUAAUUCUGUACAGUUGUGGAGUGUAAUAAAACGAGUUUCUGAUUAAUAUA